This is a messenger RNA of Mus caroli (Ryukyu mouse), 2109 nucleotides long. RefSeq names its product golgi pH regulator A (gene Gphra). Gene Ontology annotation, biological process: intracellular pH reduction. Gene Ontology annotation, cellular component: Golgi cisterna membrane. NCBI's taxonomy places the organism in Eukaryota, Metazoa, Chordata, Mammalia, Rodentia, Muridae. The record is from RefSeq and is a predicted model, not a curated record. Gene Ontology annotation, molecular function: voltage-gated monoatomic anion channel activity.
AGCAGGUGGACAGGUCUUAAGCCGCGGCUUCUCUGAGGGAUAGACAGCUGGGCAUGGGCCUCCCGAGGCUUCGCCAUGAGCUUCCUGAUCGACUCCAGCAUCAUGAUCACCUCCCAGAUACUGUUUUUUGGAUUCGGAUGGCUUUUCUUCAUGCGCCAGUUGUUUAAGGACUAUGAGGUGCGUCAGUAUGUGGUGCAGGUGAUCUUCUCCGUGACCUUUGCGUUUUCAUGCACCAUGUUUGAGCUUAUCAUCUUUGAGAUCUUGGGAGUUCUGAACAGCAGCUCCCGUUACUUCCAUUGGAAACUGAACCUGUGUGUGAUUCUGCUCAUCCUGGUUUUCAUGGUGCCCUUCUACAUUGGUUAUUUUAUCGUGAGUAACAUCCAACUGUUGCACAAACAGCGCCUGCUCUUUUCCUGUCUCUUAUGGCUGACCUUUAUGUACUUCUUCUGGAAGCUGGGAGACCCAUUCCCCAUACUCAGCCCAAAACAUGGGAUCUUGUCCAUAGAGCAGCUCAUCAGCCGGGUAGGCGUGAUCGGGGUGACGCUCAUGGCUCUGCUUUCCGGAUUCGGUGCUGUCAACUGUCCGUACACAUACAUGUCCUACUUCCUCAGGAACGUGACUGACACAGAUAUUCUUGCCCUGGAACGGCGACUGCUGCAGACCAUGGACAUGAUCAUAAGCAAAAAGAAAAGAAUGGCCGUGGCACGGAGAACCAUGUUCCAGAGGGGGGAUGUGCAGAACAAGCCGUCGGGACUCUGGGGCAUGCUGAAGAGCGUUACUGCCUCAGCCCCGGGAAGUGAAAAUCUGACUCUUAUCCAACAGGAAGUAGAUGCUUUGGAAGAACUGAGCAGGCAGCUUUUUCUGGAAACAGCUGAUCUGUAUGCUACAAAGGAAAGAAUUGAAUACUCGAAAACAUUCAAGGGAAAGUAUUUUAAUUUCCUGGGUUAUUUUUUCUCUAUUUACUGUGUCUGGAAAAUUUUUAUGGCUACCAUCAAUAUUGUUCUUGAUCGAGUUGGGAAAACUGACCCUGUCACCAGAGGCAUCGAGAUCACUGUGAAUUACCUGGGAAUCCAGUUUGACGUGAAGUUCUGGUCUCAGCACAUCUCCUUCAUUCUGGUUGGAAUAAUCAUUGUCACAUCCAUCAGAGGACUGCUGAUCACGCUUACCAAGUUCUUUUAUGCCAUCUCCAGCAGCAAGUCCUCCAAUGUCAUCGUCCUGCUGUUAGCACAGAUAAUGGGUAUGUACUUCGUGUCCUCUGUGCUGCUGAUUCGAAUGAGCAUGCCCCCAGAGUACCGCACCAUAAUCACAGAAGUCCUUGGGGAGCUUCAGUUCAACUUCUAUCACCGUUGGUUUGAUGUCAUCUUCCUGGUCAGUGCCCUCUCCAGCAUAUUGUUCCUCUAUCUGGCUCAUAAACAGGCACCAGAGAAGCAUAUGGCCCCCUGAACUCAGGCCCCCUGUCGACUUCAGGAAAGGAGACACAAUGGGGAGACCAGAGCCUACAGCUCUUUAAACAGGCAGAGCUGUGAGGUCUGUUCUGCCUCAGGCACAUGCCUACUUCCUCCUGAGAUACUGGAGUCACAAGUAGCUUCGACUAAGGCACAAGAAGAAGAAAACCUGCAGCAUUCAGCAGGGAGCCGCAUGGAUCCGAGGCUGUGCAGUGAGGAGGAGAGGGCCAGAGCAUGAGGAUACCCCAGAAAUCCUGAGUACACGGCUUCCCUCAAAAAUACUAGUAAAGUCACUUUGUAACACUUUGGCCUUGGGGUCACUUGUCCAGCACAGCUUGGUGUUAUGCUACUGUGGUCUGACGUGAAAUGCAUCUCUCCUCCUCACCCAACUUUACCCCAUAAAAAUAACCAAAAGGUUGUUUCUUCUUUUCUGGGAAAGGGGUGAUAGGCAACAGAUAGAUUUUACCAAAUAGAUUUUAGGUACACCAAUCUUUAUUUCCUUUUAAAUUAGAGAAGAGUGAAUGUUCCGUGCUAAUCCAGCAGUGGCUGGCUCAGGUUGGCUUUCCCUCUGCCUCAGUGCUCUAACUCAGUGCCUCAGUUAACUGGAACAAGCCCUUUCCUGUUCUGAAACAUAAGCUCUCCGACAAUAAAAGGAAGGUGUUGA